This is a messenger RNA of Cricetulus griseus (Chinese hamster), 5357 nucleotides long. NCBI's taxonomy places the organism in Eukaryota, Metazoa, Chordata, Mammalia, Rodentia, Cricetidae. The record is from RefSeq and is a predicted model, not a curated record.
CUUUUUCUGUUUAAUUUUAGGGAUGAUGACUCUUACUGUUCUUCACCCACGUUGAAGAAAUACUGCACUUUAAUCUCCUGUCUAUGCCAUCAGGCCAACUGAAGACAGGGUUUUAAAAUCUCAGCUAUAGAGAUAUCCAGCCAAAGUCUCAAUCUUGCCUUAACAAUGUUUCAGAGACUGAACAAAAUGUUUGUAGGUGAAGUUGCUACUUCUUCCAACGAAGAACCAGAAUUUAGUGAGAAAGAAGAUGAUGAAUGGAUUCUUGUUGACUUCAUAGAUACUUGCACUGGUUUCUCAGCAGAAGAAGAGGAAGAAGAUGAUGACAUCAGUGAAGAGUCUCCAGCAGAGCACACAUCAGUCUUCUCCUGUUUACCUGCAUCUCUGGAGUGUCUGGCUGAUACCAGUGAUUCCUGCUUCCUCCAGUUUGAGUCCUGUCCAAUGGAGGAGAGCUGGUUUAUCACCCCUCCCCCAUGUUUUACAGCAGGUGGAUUAACCACUAUCAAGGUGGAAACAAGUCCUAUGGAAAACCUUCUCAUUGAACAUCCCAGCAUGUCUGUCUAUGCUGUGCACAAUUCCUGCCCUGGUCUCAGUGAGGCCAGCUGUGGGAAUGAAGAAUAUAACUCAAGCAGUCCCAGAAUGGAAGCCCAAAGUGAAAUUGGGGAGCACAUUCACUGCUGUGUUGCAGCUCUUGCUGCUCAGGCAACGUUUUUGGAACAACCCAAGGGCUUCCGCCCUUCACAAUGGAUAAAGGGACACAGUGAAAGACAGUCUCUGAACAGAAAUGGCCUUCGUCGCCACAACCUUACCAGGGAUUGCCACGCUCGACAAAUGAAGCACAGUGGCUGGGUGGUUCACCACCACUGCCCACGCCAGUAUAAUUACUGAGAACACUGAAUUCUGCUGGUUGGUGUCCUUGGGUUUGUGCCUAUGUAUGUGGAUGUGUGUGCAUACGAUGGAAAUGCUGUCUCUUUCCAGCCAACUGAAGACCAAUUGCCUAGUGUAUCAGUGUGUCUAGACAUUGUCACACCCAGAUUGUUGUGCUGUGUAUCACAUAAUGCCUUGCUCCUGACAACUACUUUAAAAUCCUUUUCAGAAUCUUUUUGGAAACAUAUCAAUACAGUUACAGUGUUUGGGGUGGUCUUUAAAUACAGUGAGGUAUAUAUGAGUUAGUCAGCGUUUAAAGGACAUUUCUUACCCCAAGUAUAAGAAUAGGCAUCUUUUCAAUUUCAUUUAUUUUGUAUUAUUUAAUCUUUUUGUGUAAGCAAAAAUUUAUUCUCAGGGUCAGCCAUAUACUUUAUUGACCAGUACUUGAUAGUCUUUUCUGUAUAUAAUGAGUACAUUUUUAUACACUAACAUGAGCAUUAACAGGUGAUUUUGCCAUGGAUAUAAUGGAAUUGAUGGCUGAACUUACUUUUGAAAGAAAACUUGACGUAUUUUGUAUGUAUGGUUCUUUUUUCCCAGAUUAGUCAUUGCAGUUUAUUGUGGAAUUCAGGUACAUUCUCUUUGGUGAACAAUGCAUUCAGUAAUUCUGAUGUGACUCCUCAAGAUGGUACAGAUACUAGAGCUGUCAUGGACAAAAGCACUUGCCUCCUAUGCCAAGAGAAAAAUGGGAGCUGCAAGGUGAUAUUGGAAUUCUGUCUGUAUGUAGGUAGCCCACAGAGCAGUCAGUAUUUGGAGGUCUCUAGAGUCUUAACUGCCAGCUCAGCUGAGAAUGCACAAGUGCUUGCCCAGGCACUUGAAGACUUUAUGCUCAUGUCUGCCCUGAAGAAAGGAAGAAAGAGAGACAGUGGUAACUCCUCCCAAGGGAAAAGCAUGGGGGACUUGGGUGGUGUCUGUUUAUAGCAUCCAAGUGAAGACUGAUGGAUUGGUUUCCUUGAGCUUUCAUUCUUUUUUAACUUCACAAAAUCUUUAACCACUUUGGCCUCUGUUUCCUCCACAGCAGGGGAGUAAUAAUACUUACCUCCCUCACAGAGUUGUGAGGAUUACAUACUAAUUAGAAGUGGAGCUGUCAGAACUGAACUUUGUGUGAACUUCCAGGGCCUUUCUACUGAACCUAGUGGUGGGAGGCUGUGGCACUUUUUAUGCCAUGAUUAUUAUUCAGGGUUGGUGCUAAUGGUGCAAUGUUCCACUCACAUAGGCCAGUUAACUUGAUGUAAAGGAAAGUCCAUUUUCUUACCUCUAACUGGUCACUUCUUUGUAAGAGCAGUUUUGAUGGAUUUUAAUGAGCCAUCCACACUUGCAACCAACUUUCUGGAAAAUUAAACCCGUGUACUGCUUAAAGUACAUUCUACUGAGAAUACUAUCAUUACCUAUAUAAUCAAACAGCUCACUUCCCUAUCUCCUCUGCAACCCUCAUUAAACACUUGUUCAUGAACUAAUUUCAAGGAAAAGGCAGCAUACUGUUACAUGAAGUAUUGUCCCUGGAGCAGCCUGACACAGGGAAGCUUGGGAGACUUUCAGGGAAGAGCUGCACUCGCUCUCCUCUGACAAGGCUGGGGGUUAGAGCUGCAGUUAGAUGGUGAAGGGUGUUCUUACACUGGCUGUGUAAGUGCCACGAUGGCUCUCUUAGAACAGGAAUCUAGAUUCCUUGUCCUUCCGUAAACCUUUUCCAUAUGGACUUCCCCUUUUAUUUAUUUGUUUUCUAAUUAGGGGCCAAGUCUGUAAAGUUUGUCAAACUGAGAAGUUAUUUGUUACUAUUUGUGUUUUCAUGAAGGUGUGCAUGUUUUAUUAUACCAUGUCUGUUAUAGGAUCAUAUGCUAAUAACUUGAAAACAGAGCAGCUAUGUGUCUUCUGGACACAAGCUUCUAAAUACAUGUAAGCCUUUCCUACCCCUUACAUCACAUGCAAGUUGUGUCUCACAAGCUGGAAGUUCAGCCAUGGCAAUUUGUUUGGCCAGCAUCAACUGAUUUGUGUAUUAAACUACAGUGUUUUUUUUUGUUUUUUUUUUUUUUUUAAACAGCUUUCCCCCUUACUUGUUCAUCCCUUGAGUACAUUUACAUCUCUUUCAGUACUGACUUUUCAUUUGCCUUGUCUGUGCCUAGUAUUUUUGACCUGAAAACCUGAAAACAGAUCAAUUACUGGGAUUUUUUUUUUCUUUAGGAUUAAGAUUACCACGUCACCUAUAGUAGGCAGCACAGUGUGGUUCCUGUGAGAAAAUUUAAAGUCUAUGUCUAAAAUUGGCACAUGUAAGAAUGGAAGAAAAAUUGAAGUUCUUGGUCAUUAGGUGUUUUGUUAGGCAACUACUAUAAGACACAAGUCCAGUAACACAGACCAAUAUGAACCUGUUAAAUGUCUUUUGAAACAUGGCCGGAAUGCAUUUUAUGAGUUGAUUACUCACUGAUUACCAUUAUCAUUAUUUUGCUGUUGUAACAACUUCUAGUGGUUUACAAUGUACUUCAGUGCAUUAAAAGUACAAGCAGUAGGAAGACCCCCAAGGGUUGGGGAUGUGGCUUAGUGGUAUAACUCUUGCUUAGUAUAUGCAACGCGCUGAGUUCCACCCCCAGAACUGUAGAACAAAACAAAGUAAGACUCUCCUGCAUUAGGAGCGCUGACCAUUUCUAAACUGAUAGCCUAGAAUGCUUGGAAAGUCUGGAAUACAUGGUGUACAUCGCCACAUAUCUGGGGUAUGUCUUUUAGCUUUUAUAGUAGACCCCACAUUCCUCGAAGUUUGUGAUUUGUGUUAAAUAAACAUUUAGAGUGUGUAUUCUGUUAAUUACUAUUUCCUGAGUUAUAUUCUGCACUGUAGGAAGACGCUAGGCUCGCCAUACUUAUCUUGUGGCUAUUUGUAUUUGUGUGGUUGGGUAGGUGCAGAGAUGCUAAGAGAUUUGAUUUAUACUUCCCAUUACAGGAACUUAAAAAAAAAAAACCCAAAACUCAUUAAUUUUCUGUAUAUUUUUCCAAUUCCCAUGCAGAUUGUUCCUGUUUUAUCAGUUCUUUGGUUCUAUCAAGAAGAGUGUUUACUUAAAACUUGCCAGGGCCCAUAAGCCUGCCUACUGUUUUUGCUUCUCAAAUCUGUACACUGGUUUUUAGUUUUCACUUUUUUGAUAUCUGAAUUGCUUUGCUAUUUUGCUCCGUCCUCAUAGAAGCAUACAGUCUUUGUAUACACUUUUUUUAAAAAAAGCUAGGCAGGGUAUUGUCUAUUCUCAUUUUCUUUGAGUUGGAAACAAAUAUAAGUAUGAAGGAAGGACUACAACGAGAAGACAGACAUUUAAAUGCAUUUAAUAAAUUAGUGGGAAAAGUUUCUACCAUUUUCAAUUUUAGAGACAGUUAAGAGACUGCUCCUUGUGCUGGGAGAUACUACUAUAUGUCUCUAUUGUUCCCUUGAAGUUAUCUUUUUAUUUUAUAAGGCCUAUAGAUACUAUUAGUUUAAAAUUCUUUAAAGUUAGGUAGUUCCAUGCCAUUAGUCUAUGAUGUAUUAUAAAUGGCAACCCUAUCUACUUAUUAUACGGAAAUUUUACAUGAAUACUUGUCUAUUUAACAAAUCUACACAUAUGACAGUUGUGUCUACUUUGUCAUAGGCCGAUUUCUCUUGAAAUGUGACACCAAUUCAAGCAAUUUAGGUGCAGACACACCAGGAAGUGUCUCCUCUUACUGGCAACAGUAUCCAUUAUGUGGAAGAGAAGUUACUAUUCAGAGGAAGGCAACUUAGUGGAUGAUGUUGUGUGUGUCAUUGAUAAGUUUCCUUGUGAUAUUGAGAAAUGUCUCCAACUGUUAAGUGGCCAGUUUGGCUCUGUACUUUCCUGUUUUAGUAUUGUUUUCUAGGUGGACUUGUAAAAACCAAACAGUGCUUAGGAGGUUAUAUGUGUGUAUUUGGGGGCCUCUCUUGUGUGUUUGUGUGUGUGGUUUCGUUUUCCUCUAGAAGUUUUGAACUUUAGUUAAUAAUUUUAUGUGUUUUUAUUUUUAAAAAGUGGCUUUAUUUCUUUCCUUAGUAAAAUUGUGAACAAACUUGUCUUCUGAAGGCAGGGUAUGAGUUAUGGAUACAGAAAAGUAUUGUAGGUUGUACUGUGUGCCUUUGUAAUGUGUUUAUGGGCACAGUUUUUUCUCUCAUCAACUUGAAAACUUUAAAAGGGACAUUUUGGUUAGGUUAUACAUACUGUAAAUCAAUCUAUGCAUAAAUGGCAGCUUGUUUUCUUGAGCCACUAAUUGUUUUUCUGUUUUUAUAAAUUUUUUUAUACUGAUUGGGUCACAGAUGGUCAGUUUUAUACAGAAUGAACAGCACUUUGCCAAAAACACAUGUAGCAUUGCUUAAACAUUGUGUACUAACACCAGUUCUUUGUAAUGGGUUCAGUAGUGCAUUUUGCACUGCCUGGAGCUAUGUUUUUUUAAUCUGUCAGUAAAUAAAAUGUCCUUUAACUUAA